UUUCGUUUAGUUUCGGUUUUGUCUUCGGGGUUUCCACCGGGGAGCUGAGGUCUAGAUCAAGCGCAGACUUCCUCAUCCGCCUGGCCGCCCCAGCAACAGCAGGGGCGAUUGUUACCACCCGAUUUUCGAUCAUUUUUGCGACAUUACAGCGUGUGUUGAACUUUGUACAGAUACAUGUUGUUGUUUUAUGAUUGCGGAAGCCUGAAGCGAGCUGCACUGCCUCCCUGUAGCAGGCUGCUGGAAACGAAACUUUGAAAGGCGCAGAGUGAUCGACCUCACUAUGUUCAAGUCUUGGACACAGAUUUAAGAACAAGGGAUGGACGGUGAAAGAAGUGAUGGAGGAGGAGAACUGGAGGUGGAGGAUGAGUUUGCGUGUGCUGGGAUGCUGCGGGGAUCUCUGGCCUCCCUGCACAGCACCGUGGAGCGGAUAUUUGGGGUGACGUUUGGGAUCGGAGCAGAUGAUUCGUCUCACGGCAACAACGGGCAGAUAUGGCUGAAACUACAAGGGCGGAGCAACAAUGUGAAAGCUGCCAAAAUAUUUGUGAAAGGAGUUGUGAACCAGGAGGAGCAGCAGGAGGUUUCCUAUCCCGACGUUCUUCACUGUGUUUUCAGUGGAGCCAGAGGGCUGUUCAUGGACUGCCUGAUAAGAAGCACCUCAGCACAUAUAGUGGUUGGCUCUACAGGAUGCCUGCUUAUAUCAGGUCUUGAAGAGCCAGUGGUGCAAGCCUACUCACUUAUUACAGACCUGGUGGAGAGGUAUGAGGGCACACAGUCCAGACGCUUUGAGGUUGGGGACAGAGGCUCGGGCGAGUCUCUGGAUUCACGUCGGGCCUUCAAAGCUCUGGUGGAGAAAUGGGAGGACAGGCACAUCCUGGAUCUACUGGUGCUCCCAGGGUCAGUGAAGGAAAUCCUGCUGGAUUUGGUGGAACGAUCUUGGCUUGGAUCAAGUCCCAUCCCGGCACUCACAGAUGGAAAUGCAGGGGCAAGAUCACGUGGGGAUUCGGAGGGUAGAUGGGACAGCACUACUGAUCAGUGGGUUGAAGGGAUGACGACAGGUUUGAGGAAAGACUCUGCAGCCAAUGACUCCUUCCAGUCUUUCUCCACAUCUGCAGGCGCCCGAGGGAGGGCAGAGGGUGCUGAGGAAAGACUCAUGCAUUCUCCACAGGAGGUGGGAGAAGAGGAGCAGCUGGAGCCAGCGGCAACAUUAGGUCCCAAGGUGAAAGAGGGACUAGGGGAGGAGGAAAAACAAGAGCUGCAGUUGUCAGUGGGAAACAAGGAGUUUCUUCUUUUGAAGUUUUUCACAGCCAUGGGGUACACGGAGGACGUCGUGAAACGAGUCAUUGCCCAAACGGGACCUAAAGAGGCCUCUCAGAUACUAGACUUGGUUCAACAGGAGCAGGAUCGCAGUGACCGGGAGCAGACAGUUCAGCGUCCAGACCAGAAAAAUCAAGACGGUAUUGCCUUGAAUCAAAGCAUGAGGAACCGACCUUGUGAGACUGAGCACAGAGAAGAUGAAGCAGUGGCAGCAGGAGGAGAUAAGGUGGUAAGUAGUAAUGGAGAGGUGGGGAAGGUUUGUGAGGGAGAGGGGGAUGGAGCAACAGGAGGCACAAGACACUUUAAGGGAGAGGGUAGCAGCGAGGAAAAGGAGGAAGGACAUGAGGAAGACUUUGUUUUGGGAGUGCUGAAGAAAGCUGCAGCUAGCUGCGGUUACAUGGAGCAGAGAGUAGCCAGAGUCUAUAACAUGUUGCCUGAUCACUCCACUCACCAGCUGCUCCUGGAGCUGCAGAGAGAGGGGAUCAGAGAGAUAGACGCCUUUAGGGAGGGACCGAGAGAGAUGGAUGAUGUGGUGCUGGCGAAAGAGGGACUAAAAGUUGGACCAGCAGAGGAUGAAGCAAGAGGGAAAAUGGAGCUUUUCAUAUCUGCAGAAAAGAGAGAAUCCGAUGAUAAAGGAUGGGUAGAAGGGCCAAACCUGACUGUACCUGGGGCAGAGCCAGAUUUGUUUACUUGGAUUAAUAAACCCCAGCAGCCUCCCACGAGUCAAUACACCUCACAGCCAAAGCGACACCAGCCUCCCAAGUCACAAACUCCUCACCAAAUCAUCCUUCCCGAAGUCAAAGGGCCCCCCAUGCCUACUUAUUCCUCAUCCAUGGAUCCUCCACACACUGAUAUCCAAUCCAACAAACAAUAUGGCCAAACCAUCUACUGGCCUAAUUCAUCCACCUCAAAACAAAAUCAUGCAACCCAAGACAAUGCCUUCAACCCAAAGCACCAGUCUUCUAACUCCUUAAAACGAGCACUCCAAGCCCCUCAACCCCCCAUCUUCACAAGGAACGACUCGUCUCCCACCAGAGCAAGUGAAAGACGGGGCUUCAUGGCCGCUUCUUCAGUGGUAGUGACGGGGGAGCAGCGCUUCCUGGAAGGCCUGCAGAUGCCCUUUGACCUUCAGCUAGCAGACAAGCCUGGAGACCCAAAACUGAGGACGAUCAUCAUUGACGGGAGCAACGUGGCCAUGAGUCAUGGGUUGGGUCAUUUCUUCUCCUGUCGAGGAAUCGCUCUAGCCGUCCAGCACUUUUGGGACCGAGGCCAUCGUGAUAUCAUCGCACUCCUGCCACAGUGGAGACAGAAGAGCGACCCCAAGAUCAAAGAGCAGCACUAUCUAGGUGAGCUGCAGAAGCUGGGCCUGGUCUCCUACACCCCCUCCAGAGAGAUCCAAGGCAAGAGGAUCAGCUCGUACGACGACAGAUUUAUGCUGCAGCAUGCACAGAAGACAAAUGGAGUGAUCGUAACUAACGACAACCUGAGAGACCUUUCAGACGAGUCCGCUGUGUGGAGGGACAUCAUCAAAAAGCGACUUCUUCAGUACACGUUUGUUGGGGAUCACUUCAUGGUGCCGGACGACCCUCUGGGCAGAGGGGGACCUCACCUGGAUGACUUCCUACGCUCAGAGCACAGGACUCCUGAACCAGGAAACCACUCUUUUGCCGGUGUAGCCACCUCGUUCCCUUCCUCCAAACCUGCACGCUCCCAAACGGAGGUGCUGAACUUCCGCGAACGAACACUGGGUGGAGCUCUGAAUCCAGCACGUGGAGGGGUGAAGGGUAAAGGGAGAGGACAUGGAAAGGGAUGGGACGCGGGACACCAGCACAAGCAGGCUGGAGCUUCAGACAGGAGUCCAGAGGAAACAGCCAGCCUAAGACAGCAGCUCUGUCAGGUAUUUCUGGGUCAGGACAACAUGGUGGCACUGGUGCUGCAGUGCCACCCGGCAGAGACUGACAUCAAUGUGCUGUCUGAUCUGAUCUUGGAGCAGCAGAAGGACUAGACAUCUUUUAGUCUUAGCGUUUUCCUUGGGUUAAUUCUACUACUUAUCUUAAGCUGAAUUUUGCCCUGGUUUACGCGAUAUAGACCAAAGCAACUACAACAAAUCACACUGGCUAAACACUGAAUUGCAUUAGCAAGGAUUUUACGAAAAGACCAAAUUAUCAGAUGAGUGGAACUUUCCGUUGACAGUCCAACACACAUAUAAUUUAACUAUGAUGUCCUGCUUUUGAAAAUAGGUUUUAGGUCUUUGUAAAUCAAGCCUCAACAAAAAUUCCGCUGACUUUUCCUCUAGCGUCAUCAUCAGGUCAAGAUUUCAUUUUGUCCAAUACUUUGAUUUAUGACCAAAUACCAGCAAAACUAAUGACAUUCCCAUCAGCCUCAGCUGUACUUUGUAUUUAGUGCUAAUUAUGACUGAGUCCUCCUCAAUCAACUGCACACCUCGCUGUACAGCUGAUAGCUUGGUUGUUUUUCAUCACGCAGCCAUGUUAGUUGGGUAAUUAAUUCUCUCUCUUCUCUUUUACUGUUGUUAGAACCAGCAUCUCCUCUAUUAUACAUCUCCCUUUGUGCAACUAGAGUUGAGAAAAGAAUUAGAUGUGCUAUUUUUUAGGAGUAGGUUAUAAAAGUCCUUUUUAAAACAAGAGCAAUAUAAAAAAAUGUUUUUCUGUUAUCAUUCUGAAUUUAUUGUUACCUGCUACACUUUAAGUUUUAUAGCUACCUGUUUGUUUGAAAACUAUUGCAGAGAAUAAGGUGUGAGAGGCACAUGGGUAAUACUGAGUAUAGUUGUGGAUAGUUGUUGUAUUAGAUGGUUUGGGUAAAAUUUGUACAUUAGCGCCACCAGAUGUGGAGGUGGAGGUAAUUUUGUCAUGCUAGAAAAAUACUAAACCACUCUUUACAUUAUUCUGUACACUCAGUAUAUAUAUAUAUAUAUUUAACUUAUUUUAAGCAGGUGUGAUGUUGUCAUGACUGCAGCUUUGAGCUAAAGAUCAUAUCGAGUGUGCCUGGAUGUGGAAACUGCUCUUCAUGAGGGGAAAUCAAACCAAAAGAUGAUAGCAAGUGACUUUUUCAUCCAUAUCUCUCUCACUGCAGAUCCUCAAUCUGGCCACUCAAAGUCACGUUUUAACAUAGUUGUCAAUUGUGAGAUAGAUGUUAUUUGUAUUGUUUAUAAAUGUACAUUUUAAGACCUCGAUGCUGAAUUCUGCCCAUGUUUCUAUAUUAAAGUAUUUCUUGAUUCAAAGGAUGAAAAAACA
This is a messenger RNA of Siniperca chuatsi (mandarin fish), 4565 nucleotides long. RefSeq names its product KH and NYN domain containing (gene khnyn). Gene Ontology annotation, cellular component: nucleus; cytoplasmic ribonucleoprotein granule. NCBI's taxonomy places the organism in Eukaryota, Metazoa, Chordata, Actinopteri, Centrarchiformes, Sinipercidae. The transcript is spliced from 9 exons. The coding region runs from base 317 to 3319 and encodes 1000 amino acids. Gene Ontology annotation, molecular function: mRNA binding; RNA endonuclease activity. The record is from RefSeq and is a predicted model, not a curated record.